Messenger RNA from Varanus komodoensis (Komodo dragon), 1983 nucleotides. RefSeq names its product protein SOGA3-like. Gene Ontology annotation, biological process: regulation of autophagy. Lineage: Eukaryota; Metazoa; Chordata; Lepidosauria; Squamata; Varanidae. Bases 16 to 1983 code for a protein of 655 amino acids. The transcript is spliced from 6 exons. The record is from RefSeq and is a predicted model, not a curated record.
CCGGAGAAGGCCCAGAUGCAAAGCAAAGGCAGUAACCAGGGCGACGGCCCAGCGGCACAGCAGCGCCAGCCUUCCUCCUCCUCCUCCUCCUCCACCUCCUCGACCCCCUCGCCAAUGGCACCGAUUGGGGCCGAAGGGGGCAAUGGGCGCCACGUGUCCCCCGAAGGAGCUUUGGGCCGGAACGCGCAGCAGCAGCUGCAGGAAGAGAUGGAGAAACUGCGGGAGGAGAACGAGACCCUCAAGAAUGAGAUAGAUGAGCUGAGGACUGAGAUGGAUGAGAUGAGAGACAGCUUCUUUGAAGAGGAUGCUUGCCAGCUACAGGAGAUGCGGCAUGAGCUGGAGAGAGCCAACAAGAAUUGCAGGAUCCUCCAGUAUCGUCUUCGAAAGGCAGAACGCAAGAGGCUCCGCUAUGCCCAAACUGGGGAAGUAGAUGGAGAACUUUUGCGUAGUUUGGAGCAGGACUUGAAGGUUGCAAAGGAUGUUUCAGUGAGACUUCACCAUGAAUUGGAAAAUGUGGAAGAAAAACGCACCACCACAGAAGAUGAAAAUGAAAAAUUAAGGCAGCAGCUAAUAGAAGUGGAGAUUGCUAAGCAGGCUCUGCAGAAUGAAUUUGACAAGAUGAAAGAGCAGUCCCUGAAAAGAAGAGGAAGCAAAGACCUGCAGAAAUCAGAAAAAAAGCAACAGACACCCACUGAAGAAGACAAUGAAGAUUUGAAAUGCCAGUUACAGUUUGCAAAAGAGGAGGCUGCCCUGAUGAGGAAAAAGUUGGCCAAAAUAGACAAGGAAAAGGACAGAUUUGAACAUGACCUGCAAAAAUAUAGGUCAUUUUAUGGUGAUCUAGAUAGUCCUUUGCCAAAAGGAGAAGCUGGAGGCCCACCUACCACAAGAGAGGCAGAACUCAAGCUUCGUCUAAGAUUAGUAGAGGAAGAAGCCAAUAUUUUGGGACGGAAAAUAGUAGAACUGGAAGUAGAAAACAGAGGGCUGAAAGCAGAGCUUGAUGACUUACGAGGAGAUGAUUUCUCUGGGGCAGCCAAUCCCCUCAUGGGAGAGCAGAAUGAAUCUCUUUCAGAGUUACGACAACAUCUGCAGUUAGUUGAGGAUGAAACAGAACUGUUGAGAAGAAACUUGGCUGAUGUAGAGGAACAAAACAAGCGCAUCACAGCAGAGCUGAACAAAUAUAAAUACAAGACUGGGGCUCAUGACAGCUCAAGGCACCACGACAGUGUCAAAACUGAAGCACUGCAAGAAGAACUCAAAGCUGCACGCAUGCAGAUCAAUGAACUCAGUGGUAAAGUCAUGCAACUUCAAUAUGAGAACAGAGUCUUGAUGUCCAACAUGCAGCGCUAUGAUCUGGCCUCUCAUCUGGGGAUCCGAGGCAGUCCUAGAGACAGCGAUGCUGAAAGUGAUGCAGGGAAAAAAGAAAGUGAUGAUGAUUCUCGUCCUCCACAUCGCAAAAGAGAAGGCCCUAUUGGUGGGGAAAGUGACUCAGAGGAGGUCCGUAACAUCCGUUGCUUGACUCCAACUAGAACUUUCUAUCCAACACCUGCAGGAUGGCAGAAAAGCUUUACAGAUCGGCAGCAAAUGAAGGACAUCCGCUGUGAAGCAGAACGCUUAGCCAAGACAAUAGAUCGCCUGAUUUCAGACACAAGCACCAUAAUAACAGAGGCAAGAAUUUAUGUAGCAAAUGGAGACCUGUUUGCACUUAUGGAUGAUGAAGAUGACGGCAGUAGGAUACGAGAGCAUGAACUGCUUUAUCGGAUAAAUGCCCAGAUGAAGGCAUUUAGGAAAGAGCUCCAGGCCUUUAUUGACAGACUAGAAGUUCCAAAGUCUUCAGAGGAUCGAAGUACAGAUGAACCUUUGUCAGUGAGUCAGAUGUUCCAGCCUAUCAUUUUACUUAUUCUCAUCCUUGUCUUAUUUUCAUCCCUUUCUUAUGCAACAAUAUUUAAACUUGUCUUCCUGUUCACACUGUUCUUUGUGCUGUAG